CACGUGGCCGUCUACUCGCCACUUGGGCGUUUCGGAGCCAUUUUGCGAGACGUGGGCUAGGAGUAAGAUGCGCCUGAGCCACCUCCUACCGCUGCUGCUGGCGGCGCUGAUCGCGACGGUCUCGGCCUCGGUCGCCGGCGUCGACUUUGGCGGCGAGUUCUUCAAGAUCGCGCUCGUCAAGCCCGGCCGGCCGUUUGAGAUUGUCACCAACGUGCACAGCAAGCGCAAGACCGAGACGAUCGUGUCGUUCAACGGCGACGAGCGCGUGUAUGGCGCGGACGCGAUGAACAUUGAGGUGCGCCGCCCGCAAGUGGCCUACUCGCAGAUCCGGCGCUUCCUCGGCGCGACGGUCGACCACCCGCUCGUGUCGAGCUUGACCGAGAACGAGUACUUUCCGUACACGCUGACCAAGAACUUGACGCGCGGCUCGGUCGCGCUCCAGCACAGCAGUGAGCACACGUUCCACGCCGAAGAGCUUGCGGCCAUGGUCUUUGGCCACGCCAAGCAGAUCACCAACGACUUUGCCGAAGCACCCGUGAAGGACUGGGUCAUUACCGUGCCCAUGUACUUUGCUGAGCCGCAGCGCCAAGCGAUCAUUGACGCCGCCGAGAUCGCCGGGAUCCGCGUCUUGUCGCUCAUUGACGAAAACACGGCCGCGGCGUUGCACCACGCCGUCGACUACGAGGCGGCCGAGCCCAACACGCCGGAGCGCAUCAUGCUUUACAACAUGGGCUCGACGUCGCUGCAGGUGAGCAUCGUCGAGUACAAGACGCGCGUCGUGCCCGACGGCUUCAAGAAGAACAAGACGAUCGUCGAGUUUGACGUGCUCGCGAAAGCGUGGGACGAGACGCUCGGCGGCGCGCAGUUUGACUUGCGCCUCGCCGAGAAGUUUGCGAACGAGUUCAACGCCAAGCUCAAGAACGGCGACGACGUGCGCAAGAUCCCGCGCGCGAUGGCCAAGCUCCGCGCCGCGGCGCGCAAGACCAAGAUUGUGCUCAGCGCCAACGAAGCGAUUCCAGUGAUCGUCCCAAGCCUCCACGCCGACUUGGACUACAAGGGCCACGCGUCGCGCACCGAGCUCGAGGAGAUUGCGGCCGACCUCUUUGCCCGCGUGCUCGAGCCCGUCAAGUCGGCGCUCGACCAAGCCGGCUUGACGGUCGGCGACUUGAGCGCGGUCGAGAUCAUUGGCGGCGGCGUGCGCAUCCCCAAGAUCCAAGCGCUUUUGCAAGAGUUUGUGCAGCGGGACCUCGGGAAGCGUCUCAACGGCGACGAGGCCAUGGCGCUCGGCGCGGCCUUCAACGCUGCGAACCUUAGCACGUCAUUCCGCGUGCGCCACGUGGGCAUGACGGACAUUAGCUCGUUCCCCAUUGGUGUCCGCCUCGUGGACCUUGCGUCGCACGCCGCGGACGACGACCACCCGGAGGCUAAGCACUGGGUCAAGCGCGCGGCCCUCUUCGGCGAGCGCCAAAAGCUCAACGUGAAGAAGUCGGUGUCGUUCUCGCACGCCGACGACGUCUCGUGCACGUUCCGCUACGACAAGCCGUCGGCGCUGCCGCAAGGCGUCUCGUCGAUCAUUUCGCGCUACAACAUUACGGGCAUUGCGGCGUUUGCCAAGAAGAUGGAGGACAAGAAGCUCGGCGAGCCCAAGGUCACGUUGAGCUUCAACCUCGACGCGAGCGGUCUUGCCUCGAUCGUCAAGGCCGAGGCGACGUUGGACGAGGAGAUUGAAGUGCCGGCGCCGACGAAGAAGGCGGUCAAGAAGGCCGACGAUAGCAGCAGCAGUGCCGAUGGUGACGACGACGACGACAAGACGACGGAGACAGACGAAGCCCCGGAAAUGAUCAAGAAGACCAAGGUGCACCGUGUGACGCUCACGGUCGUCCGAUCGGACGCGGCGCACCGCCCGGAAGCCGGCAUGGCGAUUCUGCCCAUGACCUUCCGCGACAAGAAGGAGUCGAUCGCGAUGCUGGCCGAGAUGGACAAGGUCGACAGCAUCCGCAAGGCCAACGCCGAGGCCAAGAACCGCCUCGAGGCGUUCGUGUACGAGUCGCGCGAGUACCUCUCGUCGCACGACGAUGUGCUCGAGAAGGUCACGACAUCGACGCAGCGCGAGACGUUGAGCGCAGAUGUCGACGCCACCGAAGAGUGGCUCUACGAGGACGGCGACGACCUGGACGCCAAGGCGUACAACGAGCGCCUCGCCGGUAUGCGCAAGCAGCUCGACGACAUGGUCUUCCGUGUCUCGGAGCUCUCUGCGCUGCCGGAAGCGGUCGCCAAGGCGCAGCAGUAUAUCAUCUCGACGAUCGACCUCAUGGCGCAGUGGGUCGAUGUCAAGCCGCAGGUGACGGCCGACGAGCGCGACGACAUCCUCGCCAAGGUCUCGGAGCUCAAGGACUGGCUCAAGGAGCAGCAGGCCGCCCAGGACGCGAUUGCCAAGCACGACGAGCCCGUCUUCACCUCGGCGCACGUGCUCAAGAAGAUUUCGGGCGUCAAGAAGCUCGUGACCGCCUUGGCCAAGAAGCCCAAGCCGACGCCCAAGCCGACGGAGGAGGCCAAGCCGGCCGAGGGCGACGAGGCCAAGAAGGACGACGAGUCCACGAGCUCGGACGAGGAACCGAAGACGCCCGAGCCCACGGAAGAGGAGCCGACGCACUCGGACGAGUUGUAGGCAGCUCGUCGCUGCUCGACUACACUAGGUAGCACUCCCUUCAUCCCACACGUAUAUAAUAAAAGUAUUCCGGACCUCAA
This is a messenger RNA of Saprolegnia diclina VS20, 2748 nucleotides long. RefSeq lists its product as hypothetical. Lineage: Eukaryota; Oomycota; Saprolegniomycetes; Saprolegniales; Saprolegniaceae. Gene Ontology annotation, cellular component: endoplasmic reticulum chaperone complex. The coding region runs from base 68 to 2668 and encodes 866 amino acids. Gene Ontology annotation, biological process: cellular response to hypoxia; endoplasmic reticulum unfolded protein response; negative regulation of hypoxia-induced intrinsic apoptotic signaling pathway. The transcript has a single exon. The record is from RefSeq and is a predicted model, not a curated record. Gene Ontology annotation, molecular function: ATP-dependent protein folding chaperone; ATP binding.